AUUCCAAUUUCCAAGCUUUCCCUCUGCGAUGGAUUCCUCAGUUGCUCCAGUCAUGACGAUUGACACUAAUCAGAAGAGCCUCCCGGCCGGAGAAAAAAGGCCCUCCAAAGGUGGCUGGAAUGCCGCUAUUUUCGUCAUCUUCGUUGAGAUGGCAGAGCGGUUUGCCUUCUAUGGACUGGCUGGAAAUCUCAUCACAUACCUCACCAACAAUCUCGGCGAGCCCACUACCACGGCAGCCGAGAGUGUCAACACAUGGGUUGGUGUCUCUUCCAUUUUCCCUAUACUCGGUGCCAUCAUCGCCGAUUCAUUUUUGGGUCGAUUUAACACCAUCCUCUUAUCAUCUAUCAUCUAUUUCCUGGGGAUGGUUCUGUUGAGUUUAUCUGUGUCAGUGGUUCCUACGGAACACCGGAGAGUCGUGUUUUACACCGCACUGUAUAUACUAGCAGUGGGGGAAGGCGGUCACAAGCCUUGCGUGCAAACGUUUGCGGCGGAUCAGUUCGACGAGGACAAUCCGGAUGAGAAAGCGGCCAAGAGUUCAUUUUUCAAUUGGUGGUAUUUAGCGAUAGUGUUCGGCGCCUCCACAGCAAUUCUAGUCGUAAUUUAUUUACAGGAUCAUGUUAGUUGGACGGUGGGGUUCGGAGUGCUAGCAGGGGUGUUGGCAGUGUCAUUGGCAUUGUUCCUGAUGGGUAUUAAGAGGUACCGAAAACAGAGUCCGACGGGAAGCCCAUUUACCAGGAUGUUUCAGGUUUUCGUCGCCGCCGCAAGGAAGUGGCGCGUGAGUGAGAUUCACGGUGGCCGGAUAUGUUAUGAAGACCACGAUGGUAGAAGCCAAUUUCCGGGUCAAACAGGGGGCCGCAAUUUGGUUCGUACCAAUCAACUCAGAUGUCUGGACAAGGCAAUGAUGAUCGACGACAAUGAUGCCUCGAGCAAAACCAGGAAUCCAUGGCGGCUAUGCUCUUUAAACCAAGUGGAGGAAGUGAAGCUUGUGCUCCGCCUCAUACCCAUAUGGUUGGGCUGCCUCAUGUACUGUGCGGUCAUUGUCCAAAUCCACACCUUCUUCACCAAGCAGGGCAGCACAAUGAUCCGAUCAAUUGGACCCCACUUCCAGGUUCCUCCGGCAGCCCUCCAAAGCGUCAUAGGUUUCACAAUCCUCGUCGCUGUCCCCAUCUACGACCGGAUUCUUAUCCCAAUAGCCAGGAAAGUAACUGGACAUCCCUCAGGCAUAACCAUGCUGCAGAGAAUAGGCGUAGGCCUAUUUCUCUCUAUACUCAUGAUGGUCGCUGCUGCCCUUGUGGAGGCCAAAAGGGUCAACAUUGCUAAAGAACAUGGCAUAAUUGACUCUCCAAAGGCAACGGUUCCGAUGAGCAUAUUGUGGUUGCUUCCGCAGUACAUAAUAUGUGGAAUUGCUGAUGUUUUCACCGUAGUUGGAUUACAAGAACUGUUCUAUGAUCAGGUGCCGGAGGUAAUGCGAAGUGUGGGGGCUGCAGCUUAUAUAAGCAUAGUGGGAAUUGGUAGCUUUGUGAACACUGCUAUUAUAUCCAUCGUGCAGAAUAUUAGUUCAAGACAUGGCAAGGCAUGGCUCGGAAAUAAUCUCAACCGCGCACACUUGGACUACUUCUAUUGGGUUUUGGCGGGGUUGAGUGCUGUUAAUUUGUGUGUUUAUUUGGGGAUUGCUAAGGGUUUUGUUUAUAAAAGAGUUGAAUGUGAUGAUACAGAAGGGGAGAAAGGGUUGAAUCCGAAUAUCUAUUUGGAUGAACAAAUAUAGACAGGAACAUGUUUGGUGUAGAAGUUCAUCCCCUUUGCGGAUUCUUUUUGUUUUUAGGGUGUAUGAUUAAUCUUCAAACCUCCCUCCUGCCUUGUAUGGCAGGAAGGUAAACAGAUUUCUAACUGUUGCAAAAACAGAAGUAUUAAUAUACAGACAUCAAUAUU
Rubroshorea leprosula is the source of this 1929-nucleotide messenger RNA. NCBI's taxonomy places the organism in Eukaryota, Viridiplantae, Streptophyta, Magnoliopsida, Malvales, Dipterocarpaceae. The record is from the annotation of a GenBank genome assembly.